AUCAGGAACCUCUACCUCACAAUCGAGAGGCGAGCACAAAGAAAUCAAAUUGGUUUAUACUAGCUCGUAAAAACGAUAUUGGAUAUUGGAGUCAUAAACUCUUGGAACCGACUACCAGAAGAAUUGGUGUCUGCAACCUCACCUGACUCAUUCAAGAAGGGUUUGGAACAACACAGAAAUUUACCAGAAAAGGAUUAACAUAGGCUCCAAGUCUUCUUUCCUCAACCAAUAAAUCUGAAUCUGAUAUCUGAAUACUGAACAAAAAGUGUGGGUUGUUUAAACAUUGCGACACAACCAUGGCUGAAAAUGAUGUGAUUAAACUGAAAACAGUGCCUGUUACACUUCUGAAAAGAAGAAAACGGGUUGGCAAGGAUAUCAUAAAACAACAGCGAGUACGUGCUGAAGAGAUACGCAAGCGUGCUAAGAAACGGAGGAGUCAAAUACGACCACCGGUUCAUUUCAUCAGAAGGAGUAUCAAACGAACACAAGAUCAGCUGCGCUUGGAAAGACUUGUCAACAGGAAGCCUCCCAUCUUAUCAGCUGACUACCCAAAGCUGGGAGUUGUAAUUAGAUUGAAGCAAGAAGUUGACCAAGUUUCAAAUGUCUGCAAGAAUGUGUUUCGUUUGUUGCGCCUUGAUACGUACAAUCAAGCUGUCUUUAUCAAAGUUACCGAGGCAACUCUCGAACUUUUAAAUAUUGCUUCACCACAUAUUGCAUGGGGAUAUCCGUCAAUACAGGUAGUUCGCGAUAUGGUUAUGAAACGUGGACGCACGAUGCUUGGAAGACAUAAACACUCGAUAGAUAACAAGAUAAUAGAAGAGAAAUUGGGUUAUUGUGGGAUAUUGUGCUUAGAAGAUAUCAUCCAUGAACUUGUAACAAUCGGUCCGAAUUUCAAAGCUGUUCAGCGCUUUUUGUGUCCAUUCAAACUUAUGCCAUCCAGUCGGGAUUGGAUGUCAGGUUCACGAAGAUGUCACGCACGCUCUGACUUUUUGACUGCUUUUCGCGAGGAACAAAUCAAUGAAAUGAUUCGUAGAAUGAUUUAAGAGCACAAAUAAAUAGUGUCAAUUAACUUUUAUCUCUGUUCUUUUAUAUGCAUUUGUUAUAAAUUGGAAGCCUG
Messenger RNA from Trichobilharzia szidati, 1117 nucleotides. The record is from the annotation of a GenBank genome assembly. NCBI's taxonomy places the organism in Eukaryota, Metazoa, Platyhelminthes, Trematoda, Strigeidida, Schistosomatidae.